Molecule: messenger RNA, 316 nt
Organism: Hypanus sabinus (Atlantic stingray)
Lineage: Eukaryota; Metazoa; Chordata; Chondrichthyes; Myliobatiformes; Dasyatidae
Product: histone H4
Exons: 1
Coding region: 4-315 (103 amino acids)
Biological process (GO): nucleosome assembly
Cellular component (GO): nucleosome
Molecular function (GO): protein heterodimerization activity; structural constituent of chromatin; DNA binding
Source: RefSeq, a predicted model, not a curated record
AUCAUGUCUGGCAGAGGAAAAGGAGGCAAAGGACUGGGCAAAGGCGGAGCCAAGCGGCACCGUAAAGUGCUCCGGGAUAACAUCCAGGGCAUCACCAAACCGGCCAUCCGGCGUCUGGCUCGCCGUGGCGGCGUCAAGCGGAUCUCUGGUCUGAUCUACGAGGAGACCCGCGGGGUGCUGAAGGUUUUCCUGGAGAAUGUGAUCCGGGAUGCGGUCACCUACACUGAACACGCCAAGCGCAAGACGGUCACUGCCAUGGAUGUGGUGUACGCUCUGAAACGCCAGGGCCGCACUCUCUAUGGCUUCGGCGGCUGAA